UACAAUGUUUUUAUGCCGUAUGUAUACACACUCAAUACUUUGCAACAUUGCUUGGCCUAAACUUUGUAUAAAUAAACUUUGCAACACUGUUGCGUUUAGGCACAUCUCUAAUGCGCAACAAUGGCCAAACAAAAUAUUUUAAUAGAAGAAAUUUUAAAUUUAAUUGAUGGUCAAACAAGAAAUUCAUUGUUAAUAUCGAAAAUAAUUUUACGAAAGCGUAAAAGACUGGCUGCAUUAUUUGCGCAGAAAAAAGUGCCAAGAACCAUACCAAAAAAUAAAAAAUAUUUGGAAACCAUAAAUAGGAUGCCAAAUGACGUGUUUUAUAGUCAUUUCCGAAUGCAAAUCUCAACUUUCGAGAAAUUAUACUGUAUGCUCGAACCUUUAUGGAGUAAGCUAUCUACUGGACGUCCCCGAAGUUCGUUGAAGAAGUGUCUCUAUAUGACAAUAUGGAAACUUUCCAAUCAGAGCAGCUUUCGCGAAGUUAGUGAUCGUUUCAAUAUUGGAAUGGGAGCUUGUUACAGAGGCUUUAUUCAAUGCAUACAAAUUAUAUCUGCGCAGAAGCAGAUUAUUGUAUUUCCAACGACUGAGCUUACCCAAAAGAGGGUUAUGGAAGCUUUUGAGUCUUACCGAUCACAUCCAUUCCCUUAUGUUUUGGGAUGUAUUCAUGGGACUCAUAUAAAAAUUUUGCAGCCGACCAAGGAUGGCAUUAGUUACUACAAUCGGAAGGGAACACAUUCUGUUAUAGUACAAGCUGUUGCUGAUAGCAAUAUGCGAUUUCUCGACGUUUUUAUAGGCUAUCCCGGUCGGUGUCACGACGCAGCAGUGUGGUCAGCUAGCCCAUUGAAGCGAGCAAUUGUAAAUGGUCUCAUUUCAUUUCCUCCAGAAUGUCAUUUGCUUGGUGAUGCAGCGUAUCCUUUAGAAACGUAUUUAAUGGUACCUUACAAAGACAAUGGGUUCCUAUCUGAAGCCCAAACAACAUACAAUAACAUUUUAAGUUCGACCAGAGUGUGUGUGGAACAAGCAUUUGGUGUGCUAAAAAAGAAGUUCAGAAUAUUAAAUUUUUUAGAAGUUCACGAUAUUAAAUUGGCAAAGAAUAUUAUUAUGUCUUGUUUCGUACUUCAUAACUAUAUAUUGGAACACAAAGGAAAUCCUGACGGGGUGAUUAUUGAAAACGUGCCUCACACCGAGAUCAACACGCUUCCAGCUGAUGGAAACCAACGAAGCGAAGCAAGUGCAAAAAGAGAAAGGCUGACUAAUUUGUUGUCAGCUUAG
Bactrocera dorsalis (oriental fruit fly) is the source of this 1272-nucleotide messenger RNA. Its product is annotated as putative nuclease HARBI1. The transcript is spliced from 3 exons. Bases 121 to 1272 code for a protein of 383 amino acids. The record is from RefSeq and is a predicted model, not a curated record. Lineage: Eukaryota; Metazoa; Arthropoda; Insecta; Diptera; Tephritidae.